Messenger RNA from Mytilinidion resinicola, 546 nucleotides. RefSeq lists its product as uncharacterized. The coding region runs from base 1 to 546 and encodes 181 amino acids. NCBI's taxonomy places the organism in Eukaryota, Fungi, Ascomycota, Dothideomycetes, Mytilinidiales, Mytilinidiaceae. The record is from RefSeq and is a predicted model, not a curated record. The transcript is spliced from 2 exons.
AUGUCCGCCUCCAAAAAUCCCGACUCCAUCACCGCCGCAACCGGCGAAUUCCACUCGCGCGUCCCCCCCGCGGAGCCCUUGCAGCAAGGAGGCCACAAGCCCGGCGUCCUCGCCUCUGACCGCGACGCUGUCCCGGAAUUCCACGCGCGCACCCUCCCCGCCGGCGACGCCCCCGCAGACGCAACCUACCAGCCCGACCCGGAGCUAAACAACCAGCGCCUGUACCAGGACGCCAGCUCGACGCUCACCGGCGCCGAUUCGGCGGACGUGCAUCAGGGGUUGGGGCAUCCCGGUAGCGGGAUGACGAGCCAGGAGGCGCACCAUGCGGGGACGAAGGGGGGGAGGAGUGGGUUGGCGGGGGUGGGGGCGAGUGUGGGGAAUAAGGGGGAGGUGGUUAGUGGGAGGGACCCGGAGUUUGCGGAGCAGAGGGCGUUGGAUGAGGAUGUGCCGAGUGGGCAGAGGGGGAAUGUGGGAGGGCCCGCGGCAGAGGAGAGGUUCCCGGAGGGCUCGGACACGGUGGCUGCUGAGGCGCCGAGGGGGAGGUAG